GCAAUUUAACCCACUGCAUUGUGGGAAGGUUGACGAUGCCUCUUCCAUAUGAAUCAUUUUUACGCAAGAAUUUAGAUAACAUAUUUUUCCUCAAGAUUCGGCCUUAGCCUCACAUUGCAGCUUCACGAUGUUGCGCUUCCUGCUGCUGUUCAGCCGGCAGGGGAAGCUGCGACUGCAGAAGUGGUUCACUCCGGUGACUGAGAGAGAGAAAAAGAAGGUGAUCCGGGAAAUGACUCUGAUGGUGCUGGCUCGCCCUCCCCGCUCCUGUAACUUCCUCCACUGGAGGGACCUCAAGAUUGUUUACAAGAGGUAUGCCAGCCUCUACUUCUGCUGUGGUCUGGAGGACCAGGACAAUGAACUGUUGACCUUGGAGGUGCUGCACCGAUAUGUCGAGCUGCUGGACAAAUACUUUGGCAACGUGUGUGAGCUGGACAUCAUCUUUAACUUUGAGAAGGCCUACUUCAUCCUUGAUGAGUUCCUGAUGGGAGGAGAGAUCCUGGAGACCUCCAAGACAGCUGUGGGCAUUGCUAUGGAGGAGGCAGAGACACUACAAGAGACAAUGGAGGAGUAUAUGAGUAAACCGACCUACUGAACCAAUAACAAGGACAUGAGUCGAACCUUAAGACUGAAGAAUCCUUUCCUCAGUUGCCAUAAGUGCCACAACAUUUAACAUAUUAAACUGUAAUACACUCUUCCAUUCAGACAUCACACAUAGUAAUACACUAUUCCAUUCAGACAUCACACAUAUUAAUACUCUUCCAUUCAGACAUCACACAUAGUAAUACGCUCUUCCAUUCAGACAUCACACAUAGUAAUACGCUCUUCCAUUCAGACAUCACACAUAGUAAUACACUAUUCCAUUCAGACAUCACACAUAGUAAUACACUCUUCCAUUCAGACAUCACACAUAGUAAUACACUAUUCCAUUCCGACAUCACACAUAGUAAUACACUAUUCCAUUCAGACAUCACACAUAGUAAUACACUCUUCCAUUCAGACAUCACACAUAUUAAUACACUAUUCCAUUCCGACAUCACACAUAGUAAGUAAUACACUCUUCCAUUCAGACAUCACACAUAUUAAUACACUAUUCCAUUCAGACAUCACACAUAGUAAUACACUAUUCCAUUCAGACAUCACACAUAU
This is a messenger RNA of Oncorhynchus gorbuscha (pink salmon), 1146 nucleotides long. Its product is annotated as AP-1 complex subunit sigma-3-like. The transcript has 5 exons. Bases 128 to 592 code for a protein of 154 amino acids. Gene Ontology annotation, biological process: intracellular protein transport; vesicle-mediated transport. Gene Ontology annotation, molecular function: clathrin-cargo adaptor activity. Lineage: Eukaryota; Metazoa; Chordata; Actinopteri; Salmoniformes; Salmonidae. The record is from RefSeq and is a predicted model, not a curated record. Gene Ontology annotation, cellular component: membrane coat; intracellular membrane-bounded organelle; AP-1 adaptor complex.